UCGAUAAGGGAUACAAUUAGUCAUUGACAAAAUACGACGUUGAAAUAUUUUCAGAGGUACCUGACCAAGUACGGUUACUUGCAACCAGGGAAGCCCUCGGACGGAAUGACAUGGAACAGCGAAGCUAUGGAAAGGGGCGUUUGCAAAUUUCAGUUCAUGACUGGGCUGAAUGAAACGUGUAAACUUGACGAAGCAACACUUGCCAUGAUGAACAGACCCCGCUGCGGUGUGCCGGACAUAACUGACGGCAGUCUGGCCACCAGACGGGUGAGGCGCUAUUCCUAUGGAAGAAGAUGGCCUACCAGUAGUUUGACCUACCGCAUCGACAACGUGACCCCCGACAUUACCAACAGAGAGGACAUAGAAAACACAUUCGUCGCCGCUCUCGAGAUCUGGUCUAAUGUCUCAUCCCUCACCUUCACGCGCGUGUUUGGCGACACACCCGCCAACAUCGCCGUCAGGUUCGCCGUCAGGGACCACGGGGACCAGGCAAGUUUCGACGGCGCCAGAGGCGUCCUGGCGCAUGCAUUUCUCCCCUACGAUGGGAGAGUCCAUCUUGACGAAGAUGAGCUUUGGACCAUGAAUACAUACGCAGGAAUCAACCUCUUUCAGGUGGCAGCCCACGAGUUUGGCCACGCCCUUGGCCUGGGCCACACCCAUGUCCGUAGUGCGUUGAUGGCGCCAACCUACAGUGGAUAUGUUCCCAACAUGCAGUUAGACAGCGAUGACAUUGCAGGAAUUCAGGCUCUAUAUGGUCAAAAACCCUAUGGUUCCUCUGAGGAGGACAUGCCGCCUGACCCACCGGGUUGCACCGGCGACGUGGAUGCGGUGACAACCACGCGUGAUCGAAGCACCUACGUGUUUGAAGGGAGUCAAGUCUGGAAAUUUGCGAGUGGGACGAGCCAAAUAGCUACAGGCUUCCCCAAACCCAUAGCUACUGCGUUGCCGGGCCUGCCUGAUAACAUAGACGCAGCCUUUUACUACCCACCCAGUGGGAAGACCUACAUUUUCAAGGGGAGUCAAUACUGGAGGAUCGACAAUGAAGAACUGGACAACGGCUAUCCACGCGAUAUCACCCCCAAUUGGAGAGGUCUGCCGAACGACAUUGACGCUGCCUUCAUAUGGAGCGGAAACAGCCGAGUGUAUUUCAUUAAAGGUGACCGGUACUAUCGCUUUUACGGUGGCGUUGAAGGUGGGUAUCCCCGCCCGUUGAGUGUUUGGCGCAUUCCGGGUAACCGGGUCGGGGCAGCCAUGCAGUGGAUUAACAGGCGGACCUACUUCUUGACCCCAAGUGGAGACUACUACAGGUUCGACGACCGGCAGUUCCAGCCAGAGCGCGGGUACCCGCGAUCUGUCGCCGAAGUGUGGCAGAGGUGCUCCAGUAACCUUCAGGAACUACUGGAACCAAACGACGGUGUCAGUCUGGCACCUAGUCUCCUCGUCUUGAUAAUGGCUGUUUUGUUAUUGUCUAUUCCCUAACAAACCCCUGAAGCCUGUGCAGUUCUGAUAACGGCUUUUUGCUUCCGAAUAAUUAAGUCUUCCAUUCAUUUGUGAAUCUUUAACAACUGCAUCUUAACCACUUAAAGGACAAGAAUAGAAGGAUAUGUUUCUAUCCGAGAUACAUAAAAUCAUUAGAAAUAACAAUCGCUUAUACAGGAGUCAUUAGAUUAAGCUUUUGAAAGAAAAUAAAUUACACUGAGAAACAUCGCUCUUUUCAAUCUAUUCCGGCUUUUUGAUGCAAAGAGGGACUUUUGAAGAUUUUUGUAUUUGCAAUGUUUUCGUCAGAAUGUUUCUGUGAAACUUGACAAGGAUAAAAAAAAUAUUUAUUUUACGAAAAGUAUAGCAUGACCUAUUCAAAAUUUACAAAGUUAAACAAGUUUCAUUUAUGCCUCUUAUAGUGCACAAAGCAAUUUAUUGACCAGUUUUUACUUUAAAUUUAGUUUUUUAUUUAGAGACUAUACAUCUUUUUUCCUCUUCACAGAAAAUUGGUUAUUGGGAUCUGACGCCGGUAACAACUUGUAAAUAUUUUAAAUUACUAAAUUUACUCGACUAUUGGUUUCCAAGGAAGACAGCCAAAUUAAUUAGAAAUCAUGCUAUGCCUAAUGGAAAAUUAAAAAAAAAAUCAGUGAAUUGAAGGAACAUUUCUAGCAGCCACUUGGAGAUACCUUUUUCUUUUAAAGAGACAGAAAGAGAAUUGCCGAACAGGAAGGGCCCAUGUUUAGGACAAAUGUUAAUCCGUGUGUAUUAAACCACCCUUGUGAUGUCUCCACAUUCAGUAAAGUGUCAAUUAUUCUUAAGAAUGUAUAGUUAACUGUAGAUUCUUUAAUAAUUUUGUACAUAUUUAAAAAACCCUACAUUCUUAAAACCUCACGAAUCAAAUUUCACUUCAUAGACACAGAGGAGCAAUUGUGACACUGAAUUAUUACAACGUCAAACAAACAAAAAACGCUCAGUUAAGUACACCAUUUUAGAUGUUCUGUACAAGUUACUGUUCUCUCUGAAUUUUAGAUUUGACGCUGUUAUAUUUUCUGUUCAGAUUAGUUUUAGUUCAUAUUUUUUGUCCAUUUUGCUUAUUAAGAUUUAUAUGCUACUUGUAUAAUUUUGAUUAUUUUAUUAUUUGCCUUUGUCUGUGUGCAGUUCACAUUUAAUCGAAAGUUUCAUUUAAACCUCAGU
Acanthaster planci (crown-of-thorns starfish) is the source of this 2673-nucleotide messenger RNA. Its product is annotated as stromelysin-1-like. Gene Ontology annotation, cellular component: extracellular matrix. Gene Ontology annotation, biological process: proteolysis; collagen catabolic process; extracellular matrix organization. Lineage: Eukaryota; Metazoa; Echinodermata; Asteroidea; Valvatida; Acanthasteridae. The record is from RefSeq and is a predicted model, not a curated record. Gene Ontology annotation, molecular function: metalloendopeptidase activity; zinc ion binding.